Messenger RNA from Quercus robur (English oak), 1573 nucleotides. Its product is annotated as transcription factor bHLH121. Bases 287 to 1270 code for a protein of 327 amino acids. Gene Ontology annotation, molecular function: protein dimerization activity; DNA-binding transcription factor activity. The record is from RefSeq and is a predicted model, not a curated record. Gene Ontology annotation, biological process: intracellular iron ion homeostasis. The transcript is spliced from 5 exons. NCBI's taxonomy places the organism in Eukaryota, Viridiplantae, Streptophyta, Magnoliopsida, Fagales, Fagaceae.
CAUUGAUGAAAAUAAUAGUUGUGGGAACUCACAUUGAUAAAGACGUUUGCCGGGAAAACAGCAGAGUACUACGCGACCAAAGCGUGGGAAGCACAUGAAAGCACGCGGCGAAGCACUAUCACACACACUUUGUUUGGACUUUGCUGAUAAUUAAAGCUGUUCAGUUCGCUCGUGGACUUCUUUAGCCAUAACACACGCUCCGACCAAGCCAAGCAAACCAAUUCACUGUGAUUUCGUUUCACUCCGAAAAAUCUGUUACCCAAACAGUUUCGGAAGCCACUGUACAAUGGAAUUCAUUCAAAACAAACAACCCCCAAUCUCAACUCCAACAACGAAUAUUGCCCAAAACCCGCGCGUGCUCUCCACUCGCCCACAACCCAAUUCCAGUCAAAGGUCUGAACUUGAACUCAAUGAUUGCUUAUCUGCAAGAAAAAUUCAGAAGGCUGACCGAGAGAAAUUGAGGAGGGAUCGACUAAACGAGCAUUUUGUCGAGUUGGGAAAUGUUGUAGAUCCUAAUAGGCCCAAAAAUGAUAAAGCAACCAUUCUAGCUGAUACAAUUCAAUUGGUAAAGGACCUGACGUCUCAAAUCAACAAACUCCAAGCUGAGCAUGCUACACUAAGUGAAGAAUCUUGUGAGUUGACACAGGAGAAAAACGAUCUCAGAGAAGAGAAGGCAUCUCUUAAAUCCGAUAUAGACAACCUUAAUGUUCAAUAUCAACAGAGAGUUAGGGCAAUGUUCCCAUGGGCUGCUAUGGAUCACUCUGUUGUCAUUGCACCACCAUCUUAUCCGUAUCCGAUGGCAAUGCCAAUGCCUCCAGGACCAAUUCCAAUGCAUCCAUCUAUGCAGCCAUAUCCGUUCUAUGGAAAUCAGAACCCUGGGGUGAUUCCUAACCCGUGUUCGACUUUUGUUCCAUAUGUGACUGCAAAUACGUUGGUUGAACAACAGUCCACCCAAAAUGUAUCUCAACUUGUGCAUCCAGGCAAUCCAUCCCCCAUCUUGGGAAAGCAAGAUUCUAGAAACAAGUCAUCUGGGGAGAGCAAGAUUGAAAAAAAAAAGGACUCCAAUGAUGUUACAACAGAACUGGAGCUGAAGACUCCUGGAUCUACUGAAGAUCAGAGUUUGACAUCGGGAAAGAGAAAGUCUAAGAAGUCUUGGAGGAAGGAAAACAAUGAUACUGAAGGGAGUUCUUCAAGUAGGUGUUCUUCAUCAAGUAGUGUGAAGGAUAGCUCAUCUAAUAGCAUUAUUGGUGGUGGAAAGGCUGGUGACUGAGAAUUGGAAGAGACUAAGCUAGAACAGUUAAAACUAGGUUUUGACCCAUGAUAGGGUCAGCUCUGCUGUGAAUCAAGCUGCUGCUGUGCACUGUGCUGUGCUGUCAAAGCUUAUCUGAUUUGGAAGGAAGUUAGGAUAAUUUCUGAUGAGGCAAUUAGUAGUUAGUUAUAGUUAGUUAGAUCCAGCUAUUCAUAACUGAUUGUAUAACAGAUUUAGGGGGACUAGCUAUUGCUAUAAGAAGCUGGGAACACUUGUAAAGAAUCAUCUUGGAAAAUACCAUGCAAGUACUCUCUUUGAUCUUUA